Molecule: messenger RNA, 2166 nt
Organism: Apis florea (little honeybee)
Lineage: Eukaryota; Metazoa; Arthropoda; Insecta; Hymenoptera; Apidae
Product: peptidoglycan-recognition protein LC
Biological process (GO): peptidoglycan catabolic process
Molecular function (GO): N-acetylmuramoyl-L-alanine amidase activity; zinc ion binding
Source: RefSeq, a predicted model, not a curated record
AAUAUACAAAUGCACGUAAAAUUUCUAGUUGUAUGUGAUGAAAAUAAGAUUUUGAAGAGUGGGGUUGGAUACAAUUUAGCGGCUUACUCAACAAAUCAUCAACAGUUCGUCAUGACGACAAAUCACAGACAGAUAACGACAUUGAAAAAUUCUGUUUCUUUAAGUUCUUUUAUUUUUUAUUGAUUAUUGUUCUUCUUAUCACACAGUGCUAUAAAACAAAAAAGUUUUGCCAAUUCGUAUCUACUAUGCUUGAAAUUUUAAACACUCUUUUUUUAUUUUUUUAAUUUUUCAAUGCUAGUGACGUACCGAGCUUUGAAAUUUUUCUCCUUCAAUCGUGCAUGUAGCGACAGCCGCGUCCUUCGUAAAACUCGUUAUACGUCAUAAAGCAAUGACGUAGAAUUAUAAAACGACAAAAGACGAAGCGAAGAUUUCGAGUGAACUAACUGAUAUUUAACAUUUCCGAUUUGUUUACCUAUGCUUGUGAUGCACAGUAACGCUUCGUAUAUUUUUUUGUGUUAUAUGCUUUUAUGGAUCGAAGUUUCAAUUGCGAACUUUAAUGGCACAUAGUGUCACCGGCAUUAGUAUCUGUGGUAGUGUUCGUACUGUGUAGUGUGAUAGAAUCAUGAAAUAUGAAACGUAUAUUUUGUGAACAAACUUUCAAAGUCAUAAAAUUUGCGCAUCGUAUAUUCUAAAUUAAAAAAUUUUGGAAGAAUUUUCUUUAUCGAUAUUAUUUUUCGGAGUAGUGACAAGGAAAAUUCAUUCAUAAAGACGCCAUGUUAUAAAUUAAUGGUGAUCAAAAGCAUUGAGAAAGUGAUUGCAGGUAACGGAAAUAAUAAUUUGUGAGAGUGCGUUGGUAUGGUGACAUCGGUGCAACAACAUCAGCGAACAUUAUCAGACGAGAACCAGGAUAAAAUAAGUAAUAUCUCCAUUGAAGAUUGUAACAUUGAAAACUGUCGGAGCGAGAUAGUGCACUCUGUCAAAGAUAGCGCGGUCAGCGUUAUUGAAAAUGAUAGCAUUGCCGAUUCGUCUACGCAGUGCAGUAACGUAGAAGAUGAUAAUGACAAUGAAACGGAUAUCGAAGAAGGAGAUUGGAUACCUGACUUACCUGUACCGGUAUUUCAACAACAUCAAGAAAUGACAACCGCAGAUGGUAAUGUGAUGUUACCUAAUGCAGAUAUUUCAAAUUUUGGAAAUGUGCACGUAAAGAAUUCGACUAAUGUGCAUCUUGGUAAUAAGACCUUUUAUAAGGGUCCAGUGACAAUAAAACAGUUCGUUUAUACGAACCCGACUUCAAUACAGGACUUUGAUACGGUGAAGAGCGAUAAUGUUAUAGGAUCGGAUACCAACACAUCUAACUUGUCAAUUGCUAAAGGAGAUUCGACUGCGAAGAACUCAAUUUUAUCACAAAAUCCUGAUCUCGUAACAAAAUGGUUGCGGACCUGGCGAUAUGCAGCGUUUUUGUGUAUUCUAGCUUUAAUUCUUGUAAUUGUUAUGGUCAUCACCAGUAUAUAUUUCACACGCAAUUCUGCUAUUCCGCCAGCCAUAGUUUUUCCGGAAAUACCAGAUUCUUUAUUCGGAGAUAAGAUAAAAAAUAUCCGUUUCAUUGAACGAAAUGAAUGGGGUGCUCAACCACCUACAACACCAUUAAUAAAGAUGAAACUUCCGGUACCGUAUGUGAUUAUAAGUCAUACAGCAACACAAUUUUGUAACACACAAUCGGAUUGUACAUUUCAUGUUCGAUUUGCACAAACGUUUCAUAUUGAAUCUAGAAACUGGUCAGAUAUCGGUUACAAUUUUCUUGUUGGUGGUGACGGAUAUGUAUAUGUUGGUCGCAGUUGGGAUUAUAUGGGUGCUCAUGCAUUUGGAUAUAAUAACAUAAGUAUAGGUAUUUCUUUUAUUGGAACAUUCAACACGGUAAAACCACCUAAACAACAGUUAUACGCUGUGCAAAAACUUAUUGAAUUAGGAGUAGAAAAAGGGAAAAUUGCGCCGGAUUAUAAAUUAUUAGGACAUCGUCAAGUUUCUCGAACUGUAAGUCCAGGUGAUGCAUUAUAUAGUGUUAUUCAAACUUGGCCUCACUGGUCAAAAGAACCAUAAAAAAAAUUAUUUUUUUUGUAUCAAUGAUAUCUCGAAUUUAUUAUUUUUUCAUAAAAAUUCCGAUGGAUA